This is a messenger RNA of Asparagus officinalis (garden asparagus), 3315 nucleotides long. RefSeq lists its product as uncharacterized. NCBI's taxonomy places the organism in Eukaryota, Viridiplantae, Streptophyta, Magnoliopsida, Asparagales, Asparagaceae. The coding region runs from base 1 to 3315 and encodes 1104 amino acids. The transcript is spliced from 2 exons. The record is from RefSeq and is a predicted model, not a curated record. Gene Ontology annotation, molecular function: DNA helicase activity. Gene Ontology annotation, biological process: DNA repair; telomere maintenance.
AUGACCUGCAUUGAGGAGGAAAGACUUCAUUGGGUUAAAGUUAAUCAGUCAAAGAUCCGUGCGGAGUUAUACUGUGGUAUCAAGGAUGCACUACAUAGAGGAGAUACUGAAGGUGCACAAGUAGGUAAGAGAAUUGUUCUACCUUCAUCUUUCACUGGCGGACCACGUUAUAUGACCCAAAAUUACCAAGAUACAAUAGCUCUUUGUCGUGUUAUGGGAAACCCUGAUCUUUUCAUCACGGUAACAUCAAAUCCAAAGUGGAAUGAAAUUCUUGAAUUUCUCAGAAAUAAUGGCGGACAAAGACCCGAUGAAAGACCAGAUAUCGUCGCAAGAGUGUUCAAGAUCAAACUAGAUUCAUUGAUGGAGGAUCUUCAAAAGAAUAAUCAUUUUGGAAAGUGUAUAGCAGCGGUAUAUACAAUAGAAUUUCAGAAACGAGGACUACCACAUGCACAUAUUUUGAUUUGGCUACAUCCUGCUCAUAGAUAUCCAACACCAGCAAAGAUUGAUGAAAUCAUUGUCGCUGAAAUACCAGACAGAACAAAGGAUCCAGUUGGAUAUGAUGCUGUAUCAAAAUAUAUGAUGCAUGGACCAUGUGGACAAGUUGCACCAAGAUCUCCAUGUAUGAAAAACCUGAAGUGCACAAAACAUUUCCCCAAGAAAUAUAUCAAUCAGACCUGCAUUGAUGAUGCUGGGUUUCCUAUAUAUCGUAGGAGAUGUGAUGAAAAUAUUUGGGUUGAAAAAGGAGGAAUUAAGCUUGACAAUAGCUAUGUGGUACCUUACAAUCGAAACUUAGUUGUUAAGUAUCAAGCCCACAUAAAUGUUGAAUGGUGCAAUAGAGGUAGAUCUAUCAAAUACCUCUUCAAAUAUAUCACUAAGGGACCCGAUUAUGUCUCAGCAUCUCUUCAACAUACAAGCAAUAAUGCAGCAUCUUCUUCCAAUGCGAAAGAAAGACUUGAUGAAGUACAAUACUAUCUUGAUUGUAGAUAUAUAUCUGCUCCUAAAUCAAUAUGGAGGAUUUAUGGCUUUGAUAUCCACUAUCAAACCCCCCCUGUUGAAAGGCUUCCGUUUCAUUUAGUUGAACAGGAGCCAAUAGUUUUCAAAGACAUUGAUAAUCUACAAGAUAUUGUGAAUGACGUUCAGUCCAAACAAACCAAAUUUAAGGGAUGGAUGGAAGCAAAUAAAUGUUAUCCUGAGGCAAGAGAUCUUACAUAUGCAGAAUUUCCGGCAAAAUUUGUGUGGAAGGAAAAGGAGAAAUGUUGGAAACCUAGAAAGAAAGGACAAAGCGUCGGACGGAUAGUUUAUGCACAUCCAUCAUGUGGAGAAAGGUUUUAUCUUCGCUUAUUACUGAAUGUGGUCAAAGGACCAACGUCAUUUGACGAUAUACGAGAGUUUAACGGAACAGUUUAUCAAACCUACAAGGAGACCUGUGCAGCAAUGAGAUUAUUAGAUGAUGAUAAUGAAUGGCAACAUGCUAUAGAUGAAGCAUCAUAUUCAUCUUCAGGGCGUCAAAUGAGACAGUUAUUUGCGCAAAUACUAAUCUUUGGUGAAGUGGUAGAUCCUAAAAAACUGUGGAAUGACAAUUGGAAGUGUCUUACUGAAGGGUUUAUUGAGAUGCAAAGAAAACUGCUCAAUAUGCCAACUUUAGAUAUGACUGAUACUCAGCUUCAGAACCAUGCUCUUUUAGAAAUUCAAGACCUCUUGCUACAAAAUGGUCAGUCCCUACUAAACUUCAGUGGAAUGCCCACACCAGAUCCCCAACUUUUAAAGCAAAGCAAUGAUAAACUUAUAAGUCAGGAGUUAAACUUCAAUAGGGAGGAAUUAAGAAAGGAACAUGAGAUAUAUUUUCAAGGAUUGAACACUCAACAGCGAGAUGUAUAUAAUGCUGUUAUUGACUCUGUAUACAGCAAAAGUGGGGGACUAUACUUUUUGUAUGGUCAUGGAGGGACUGGUAAAACUUAUGUGUGGAAAUCAAUUUGCACAAAACUUCGUUCGGAAGGAAAAAUAGUCCUUCCAGUAGCAUCCUCUGGAAUAGCAUCGAUACUACUACCCCAUGGUAGAACUGCUCAUUCUCGGUUUAAAAUACCAAUCAUAUUGAAUGAACAUUCAAUGUGUGGGAUUAAACAAGGAACUCCAGAGGCAAAUCUCAUUAAACAGACAGAUCUAAUUAUAUGGGAUGAAGCUCCAAUGAUGCACAUAUUUGCAUUUGAAACAGUUGACAGAACGCUAAGAGAUAUUAUGGGAAAAGAUAAUCCAAUGUUGGCAGAGAAACCUUUCGGUGGCAUAACAGUGGUUCUUGGAGGUGAUUUUAGACAAAUUCUACCUGUUGUACCAAGGGGCUCAAAACAUGAUAUUAUACAUGCUACUCUCAAUAGAUCUAAGUUAUGGAAUUAUUUUAAAAUUUUUAAAUUGACGCAGAAUAUGAAGAUCCAACAGCAAUCAUCCGAUCAGCUAGGAAUGAAUGCGUUUGAAUUCAGUGAAUGGGUACUUGAAGUUGGUAAUGGGACAUUAUCUUUCAACGAUUGUGAGAAAGAAGAGUCUAAAAUUGCAAUUCCACGACAACUUCUACUACAACCAACAAGAGAUGCAAUAGAAGAUAUAAUUGCAUCAACAUAUCCAGAUAUUCAACGGAAUUGCUAUAAUCAAAGUUAUUUGGAAGAAAGAGCAAUACUAACUCCAAGAAAUGAGAUAGUUGACAUCAUAAACAAUUGUGUACUGGAUAAAAUAGAAGGAGAAUUCACAACAUACCUCAGUUCAGAUUCUAUUUGCCAAACAUCUCCAAAUCUGCAAUUAAAUCAAUCACUAUAUCCGACGGAGUUUCUUAAUUCUUUGACAUUUCCUUCCAUGCCAAAUCAUGAGAUAAAACUGAAAGUAGGAACUCCAAUCAUGCUCCUGCAUAAUCUAAGACCUACUGAAGGACUCUGUAAUGGCACAAGAUUAGUUGUUACUCAGUUAUUAAAAUGGGUCAUCGAGGCUAGAAUCAUCAGUGGUAGCCACAUAGGUUCAAAGCAUUUUCUUUCAAGAGCUGUCAAUACAAACACUAAUUCUCAGUGGAAUUUUCAUAUGAAACGAAGACAGUUACCAAUUAAAACAUGUUUUGCUAUGACUAUUAACAAAAGUCAGGGACAGACAUUGAAUUAUGUGGGUUUGUACCUUCCAAGACCAUGUUUUACGCAUGGACAGUUAUAUGUCGCAGUGUCAAGAGUGACGACCCCUCAAGGUCUUAAAAUUCUUAUUGUUGAUAAUGACGAUAAUGUGGCUUAUGAUGGAGUUACAGUGAAUGUAGUUUAUCAUGAAAUUUUCAACAACUUGAAUUAA